AUGGCAGCCCGCCAGAAGCUGCGCAUCCUCUGCUUUGGGGACAGUCUUACAGCAGGCUAUUCCUACCUAGGCUCCGCCUACCACCCGUACCAUUUCAAGAUGGACCAGAUGCUGGCGAUGGCCUUUCCCGACUACGAAAUAACCACCGUCGAGCGGGGGAAGUGCGGGGAUAUGGUCAGGAAUGGGUUUCUGACGAGGAUGCAGGAGUGCUUCCCGCCUGCUAAAAAGGACGAUAAGCCUCCGUUUGACUGGGUGAUUGUUUUGGGAGGCACAAACGACAUCGCGUUUAGAGUACCACCGCAGGAAAUCUUCAAGAAGUUGACUGAGGUCUGGGAUAUACCGCUUCGACGUGGAUGUAAAGUCCUGGCCCUAACAGUCCCCGAUGUGGUGGGCGACAGCAAAUUCAAGAUGAGGGGCGACGCGGAUAGGAAAGUGCUCAACGAGCUGAUCAUGGGUUACAAGAAGCCUAACUUGCACGUAUACGAUCUCCACGAUGCUAUCAGCUUGACGAAGAUGUCCUCGACAGACAGGAAGACUUACAGGGACGACCAAAUCCAUUUCACCCCAGAGGGCUAUGACCUGAUCGGUAACAAAGUGGGCAUGGCCUUGGUGAGCUUACUGGUUAAGCAGAGGGUGGCGGAUCUUCCUCCCGCAAAGAGACGGCGGAUAUUCAAGAACGAUGACAAGCUCUUUGAGGAGGAGACCGGCAACCCAGAGAGCCUCGACGGGGGCUAUGUCGUGGUUCGGCGAACCGAUCUGGACUAG
Podospora anserina S mat+ is the source of this 765-nucleotide messenger RNA. RefSeq lists its product as uncharacterized. Lineage: Eukaryota; Fungi; Ascomycota; Sordariomycetes; Sordariales; Podosporaceae. The record is from RefSeq and is a predicted model, not a curated record. The coding region runs from base 1 to 765 and encodes 254 amino acids. The transcript has 4 exons. Gene Ontology annotation, molecular function: phosphatidylcholine lysophospholipase A1 activity.